AUGAUUAAUCACCACACAAUGGCCAGCCUGGGCCACCCGCACUAUGGGUUCGCGCUGGGAAAUGGGAUGGAAAUUCCCCCGGCGGCCGAUUUCGCCCCGCAACCCCACCACAGCCCCGGUUCACCCACGGAUCAUCUCGACAUCAAGCGUGGGUUGCAUUUUCCACCGUCCUCGUUGGCCAGUCUGCAAGGACACGGUGUGCAUGGGUUAGGUGGUGCUGGUGCUGGUGGUCACCACCAUCACCAUCAUCAUGGUGGAGUUGGGCAGGGUGCCGGUAUGGGGGGUGGUGGAAAUGGACAAACCUCCCCCGGGCAGGAGGGUCACAUCAAGCGACCGAUGAACGCGUUCAUGGUGUGGUCCCGAUUGCAGAGGCGUCAAAUCGCGAAGGACAACCCGAAGAUGCACAACUCCGAGAUCUCGAAACGGCUCGGUUCCGAGUGGAAGCUGCUGACGGAAGCCCAAAAGCGUCCUUUCAUCGAUGAAGCGAAACGGCUGCGAGCCACCCACAUGAAGGAACACCCGGACUACAAGUAUCGGCCACGUCGUAAGCCUAAAAACCCGCUUGCAAACGCCGCCAACGGGUUGGGGGCACUCGGAGCGAUGCAGCAAGGUGGCAAAGCGUCCCUGGGGUCUUCGUACCCAUUCCCGCAGCUUCCACCGUACUUCGCACCCACCCACCCACUGCAGCAGCUCGAGCAGCACUAUCCGGUGCCGUACUUUGGCAGCUUCGAUCCGCUAGCCCUGCAAAAGUUGCACCAAUCGCAGCAAAGCGUCCAGGCAGGACAUUCUCCGGGUGGGCUUGGUGAUGGUGGGAAACAAUCGGCCGCCACCCAACAGUUGCCCCCAACCUCACUUAGCUCGUUUUACUCCAACAUCUACAGUGGUAUCUCGGCGGCAGCAGCUGCUGCUCCACUUUAUGCUGCCCACACGAACGGGCUGUACAACACCUCGUCUACGUCGUCAGCUUCGCCCGGUUCCAGCCCAAGUGGGUCCCAAUCGGCACUGCCUGACCUGGAGAAUGCGAUGCGAAGACCCGUGCAGGUCAUCUACUAA
Anopheles nili is the source of this 1053-nucleotide messenger RNA. Its product is annotated as SOX domain-containing protein dichaete. The record is from RefSeq and is a predicted model, not a curated record. Gene Ontology annotation, molecular function: RNA polymerase II cis-regulatory region sequence-specific DNA binding; DNA-binding transcription factor activity, RNA polymerase II-specific. Bases 1 to 1053 code for a protein of 350 amino acids. NCBI's taxonomy places the organism in Eukaryota, Metazoa, Arthropoda, Insecta, Diptera, Culicidae. Gene Ontology annotation, biological process: positive regulation of transcription by RNA polymerase II; anatomical structure morphogenesis; cell differentiation. The transcript has a single exon.